Molecule: messenger RNA, 5259 nt
Organism: Dreissena polymorpha
Lineage: Eukaryota; Metazoa; Mollusca; Bivalvia; Myida; Dreissenidae
Product: zinc finger protein 69-like
Exons: 1
Coding region: 274-2781 (835 amino acids)
Biological process (GO): regulation of transcription by RNA polymerase II
Molecular function (GO): RNA polymerase II cis-regulatory region sequence-specific DNA binding; DNA-binding transcription factor activity
Source: RefSeq, a predicted model, not a curated record
UAAAUAUUAACCAGGAAGCAAGCAUAGUUAAUGGUUCUGAAACAUUACAUUCCCACCGUUUUGUUUGCUUCGUUCAGUUAUUAACUUAAAGCACUUAAUUAAAAAUACGUGAAUAUGCGUCUGCUAACUUUUUGUGGUGGCAAUUAGUAAAUAUUUAGUAGCAUUUAGCCUCUGUCAUUUUCCACUUCCGGUUGUAUAUAACCAUUUAUGGGACGAUGUGAAAAGUGAACUAUUUGUCGUUUUUUGGAGGUGAUUUGACUAUAUUGCAUCGCAAUGAGCGAAAUAUUUACGGUUGUGACGGUUAUUUUGUCGCCUGAACUUGUAGAUUCUAUACCACACACGAGAUUGCAAAAAAAGUUACGAACCCUUAGACUGGUUACUGGGGUCCAAUUUUCGAAGACCCAUGCAUUGCACGGUAAAUGGUAUCAAGUGGAUGCAGCGUUCGAAAUUCUCAACCAUUGGUCAAAAUAUCCGGAUCAUGAACCUGCUCUAUAUGACUCUAGCUCUUGUAAUGAAAAAAUAAACCUAUGCGAGUGUCAGCACAUAAAAGAAUUGGUGGGGGAAAUUUCUAAAAAACUUGCGAGUGAAAAAUCAAGUGGAGCUAAUAGUUUAAUACAGCAUGACAGUGUAGGUAUAAGUAUCAAUACGUUCCCUGUCAAAAAGGAUAUUGACAAUCUUAAAAAAGAGCUUGAACUGUCAAGUGUUUACAAUGGCAGGAAUACAGAAGAUUGUAAUUUUACAGACAAGAAGACAACUGCUGGAAUUAGCAACAAUUCAUAUAUCAAGAUAAAAAAUAAAAGGCCUGAUAUACAUGCUACUUAUGUCUAUUCUAAUGUUGAACCUGUGCAAAAUAACCUGGAUAAUUUGGAACAAGAAACAGAUAAUCAUAGUUCUUUUACUGAAGCGAUUGCAAUCAACACAGCAUCAUUGAUUUGUGGAGGCACUGAUACUAAUUGUGAGGUAACAAAAAAUAAAUGUUCUAAAGCUAAACAUGUAAAGGCUAAACGCAAACCUGGCGAGGAUGGGUAUUGGACUAGAGUGAAGAGAGAAGACAAUCACUUGGAACAUAUUUGUUCACAGUGCGGAGUUGUUCUCAUAUCUAGAAAGAGGUAUCGGGAGCAUGUGAGAAGACUGCAUCUUAAGGAGUAUAAAUGUGAUGUUUGUCUCAAGGGAUUUGGCUAUCCAUCUGAUCUGAAACACCACAAAUGUACAAAAAGUACAGUAAAAAGCAAGGAAUCUAAAGUCACUCAACUGAAACCAUGUAAACAGCCCAAACUGUCCUGUACAUUGUGCAAGUAUACAACUUCUUCAAUAGAAAGGUUGAGCAAACAUUUUCAAGUUAAACAUUCUACCGUACAUAAUUUUGAGGAAUCUAAUUUAUUGUUUAAAGAAGCUAAAGGUUUAGAUCAGCAACUGGAAAAUGUGCAUCAUUUAAAUUCAAUAUAUGUGUGUGACCAGUGUUCAAAAUGCUACAAAUCCAAAGUGAACUUUGAACUGCACAUGAAGACGCAUGAAAAAAAUUAUGAAAAACCACAUUUUUAUUGCACUGUCUGUGGCAAAGCGUUUACUACAAAAUAUGUAUUGACUAUGCACAAUAAAUCUCAACACCUCGGAAUCAAGCAAACAUACUUGUGCCCAAUAUGUGGAAAAAAAUUCUCUAACAGGAAUUCUUUCAAACAGCACGCAAAUGUCCACUCUGGAAUAAAACCAUAUAAAUGUGAUGUUUGUGAAAAGGCUUUUACUUACCACAAAUCAUUGAGAGAGCAUAAAUUUAUGCAUGACAACAUUCGCAGAUUCAAAUGCAAUACAUGUGGAAAGACUUUUCGACAAAGAACAACUCUUCACAUUCACAAAAGGACACAUAAACUUGUGAAAGACCAUGUUUGUCACUGUGGCAAAGAAUUUUCUCAAAAACAGGCAUUGGAACGUCAUGAAAGGAUUCACAGUGGUGUGAAGCCAUUUAAAUGUGUACAUUGUGGAAAAGCGUUCAGUGAUUCCACUACAAUCAGAAGGCACAUGAUUGCUAUCCACCUUGAAUCAGAAUCUAAUUGGCAAGAUAAUAUUAUUUGCACUGUACAGAAAAAGUCUGAUUAUUAUAUUAUUGGUGGAACUGGCCAAAACAGAAAAUAUUCAAAGUCCAAGAAACUAGGCACUAAUUCUGCAUUGGACCAGGAUAUGGUAAAAGCUUUUGCAUCUCACAAUGGGUCAUUGAGUAUUUGCAAUAACACACCUUUACAACCAGUCAAAAUGGAAUCUUUGUACACUAAUACUAGGCCUAGAGAAAAUCUUGUUCAAGCUACAGGUACGCAAAUGUACGCACUGCCAGGAGGUCAGGCUAUACAGUUCAAGGCAGGUGCUGUUAUAAACAUCAAUGGCAUAACAACUUAUCAAGGCACCAACCUUCCACUGUUGAACUCCAGCCUAACACCAUUACCUGUAGAUUUGCCACAUAAUGUGAAUAUUCUUGAUAACCAAAAACAAUUAUCAUGCGUUUCUAGCCAGUCUUCCUCAAUUGUGGCAAUACCAGAACCCUGUGAUGGUGCAAAGAGCAACAGUUGUGUAUUAGUCCAAUCGUCCCAGCAGAUGUAUCAAUCAUCUACAGACAGGACUCUCCCAGUUUUAUCGUUUAAUGCAGCAGGCCAAACUCAAAGUGUGCAGCAUCUUGUUAUUUGUUCGGAAGAAAACAGUACAAACCUGACUGGAAUAGUGGGCUUCUUUCAAUACCCGUUACACUCCUCUGCUAAUAAUGACACUGCAUCAUCAUCAACAAGUUUAAUAUGAACUUGGAAUUGCUAACAAAUAGUGAUAUUUUGCAUUCUCAAACAAUUACUAGUCAACUUGUGCUCAGAUGUGCUGUCUGUAAGUCUUAAAGAUGUGUAUUGUAACUCAUAUACAAGUUCAUGUAAUACUAUGUUGUAUGUAAAUUAUGGAUAUAUUUUUUUGGACAUAGAUAAAUGCAUGAAACGUUACAAAUACUGCUUGUUAAGGUCUUCAGAGCAAGCAGCUUAUGGUGAGCUUCUGUGGUCAGUCUAUGUCCUGCCUCAUGGAAUGUGAAGUUUGCGCUUCUGUAGUAUGUCUAUGUCCUGCCUCAUGCUGUGUCAACUUUGAGCUUCUGUGGUCAGUAUAUGCCCUGCCUCAUGCUGUGUCAACUUUGAGCUUCUGUUGUCAGUCUAUGCCCUGCCUCAUGCGGUGUCAACUUUGAGCUUCUGUGGUCAGUCUAUGCCCUGCCUCAUGUGGUGUCAACUUUCAGCUUCUGUGGUCAGUCUAUGCCCUGCCUCAUGCGGUGUCAACUUUGAGCUUCUGUGGUCAGUAUAUGCCCUGCCUCAUGCUGUGUCAACUUUGAGCUUCUGUUGUCAGUCUAUGCCCUGCCUCAUGCGGUGUCAACUUUCAGCUUCUGUGGUCAGUCUAUGCCCUGCCUCAUGUGGUGUCAACUUUCAGCUUCUGUGGUCAGUCUAUGCCCUGCCUCAUGCGGUGUCAACUUUGAGUCUUUCUACUUUUUGGGCCAAUUUUAUGAUUCAAUGGUGAUGAAACUUUGUCAGAAUAUUUAUAUUGACAACUUAGCUUGAAUCUCUGUCACAUGCAUCCAAAUACUUUUUCACCAAUCCAGGUCAAUCUUUCAAAACGUGUUACCACUCUAGAAGCCAAAUGUAUUACUAUAUCUUAAUAAACUUGAUCCGAAUGGUUAUUUGGCAAUAUCUAGGCAAAGUUCAAAUCUGGAUCACGUAAAUCCAAUGACAAGGUCAACAGGUCGUUUCUUAUAAGAAAAAAAUCAAAUAACAUAUAAAACCACCCAGUUUAAACUCAAUCGUUAUAAAACAUAAACACAUUAUUAUUAUGACAUAACUAUCCCACCAGGUGAAGUCUUAAACUGUUGGUAAAAUCUAACUCAGGUGAGCGCUUUUGGAGCAUCAUGGCCCUCUCGUUCAAUCGUUGUUAUACAGGUAGUUAGUUUUUAGCUCACCUGAGCACAUUGUGCUGAUGGUGAGCUUUUGUGAUCGCCUUUUGUCCGUCGUGCGGCAUCAACAUUUGCCUUGUUAACACUCUAGAGGCCACAUUUACUGUCCAAUCUUCAUGAAAUUUGGUCAGAAGAAGAUUGGUCUCAAUAAUAUCUUGGAUGAGUUCGAAAAUGGUUACGUUUGCUUGAAAAACAUGGCUGCCAAGGGACGGGGCAUUUUUCCUAAUAUGGCUAUAGUAAAAUCUUGUUAACACUCUAGAGGCCACAUUUAUUGUCCGAUCUUCAUGAAACCUGGUCAGAAGAUUCAUCACAAUAAUAUCUUGGACAAGUUAAAAAAUGAUGCCAGUUGGUUGAAAAACAUGGCCGCCAGGGGCGGGGCAUUUUUCCUUAUAUGGCUGUAAUAAAACCUUGUUAACACUCUAGAGGCCACAUUUAUUUUCCGAUCUUCAUGAAACUUGGUCAGAAGAUUUGCCCCAACGAUAUAUUGGACAAGUUCGAAAAUGCUUCCAGUUGCUUGAAAAUAUGGUCACCAGGGGGCUGGGCAUUUUUCCUUAUAUGGCUUCAUGAAUCUUCAUGAAACUUUGUCAGAAUAAUUGUUUAAAUGAUACAUUGGAUGUGCAUGAAAAUGGUCCUGGUCUGUAGACAAACGUGGCUGCCAGGAUGUUCACUAGUCAUAAAAGUUGUUAAGAACAUUUUGUUCUUAUGACAUCUUGGGCUUCACAGAACAGGUCACUUCCUUUGAAUCUCAGGUGAGCGACUUUGGGCCUUUUAGGCCCUCCUGUUUGUUAGUGCAAUACUAUUUUAUAAUGCCCCGUGCGUAUAAAGGCUAUAUUGUUGAACACACUCAAUAAUAUGUGGGCGUUUGAUUUAGUUCGUUGUUUGAUAUUGUAUUUUUCGCAUAAAGUAAGCUAGAUUUAGAUGCGUUUAAUGAAUUGUUGUGUCAUAGAUUCCAAAACUAUGUACCACAGAGAUCCAUAUUUUUGGUGAUGAUACAUUUUUAUGAACAAACGGUUUUAAACGUUAACUUAGCACAGCAUUUUCAUCUGUUAAUUUUUUUUUGUUUUUCCGUUGAAAAAGCACAGCAUUUUCAUCUGUUAAUUUUUUUUGUUUUUCCGUUGAAAAAUAUAUUAUUUUGUAUGUAUUUGAUGUUUCAAAUUACAAUGUACUUAGGAAAUGUCCGCAUAUUUUCGAUAUCUUCUCCAACAAAAGGAAGAUAUGUACUUAUAUAUAUAUAUAUAUAUUAUAUGAUGAUCAUGAUUACUACGGUAAGCCUGGAAUAUUAGCAAUAAAGGUUUUUAUCAGUA